UGAGCUUAUUGUAAAAUAUAAAAAGCUGGGAACUUGCCCAACACCUCUGUCAGUUCACAGUUAAAUGAAUGGGAAGUGGCCCAACUCUUCAGUUCUUCUCCCAACUCAGAGGAUUCGAAGAAACGCAGCAAUUCGACCAAACUGAGAUCUUUAUUUAUUAUUCUAAUAACCGCUGACUCGAAUGUCAGAGGAUUGAUUAAACCAAUCAGUUCCAGAGCCCCAGGACUGACCAGCACAUUGGAUGAUGGAGAGCAAGUUGCAGUUGUUUUUAGUUUGUGCAGUAACCUCUCUGUUGUACUCGGCAUCUGUCCCCCUCUUGCUGCAGAGUUCUUCGUACUCUGAUACCGUACAGAGGGCUGUAGAACUAUACAACGAAGAACAAAGCACCCCCUUUCUAUUCAGAUCCCUGCCACGUGGAUCACAGGACGAUCAGACUGAUUCACAGUCCAGCAAUGUACUGACUUUCAAAAUCAAAGAAACUGUUUGUACAAAAUCCACUCCACAAGACCUCACUAAAUGUGCAUUUAAAGAGCGAGGUGUGGUAAAAAACUGCACAGCAAUCAUUGAUAGAUCGGAAGAAGGAGACAUUGUGGUAAAAUGCGACCCUUUCAUGGAAUCGAGCACGCUGUCAUACCAUAAUUUAGAAGAUGAAAAUGGGACGCAGAAAAUCGGGAAGAAACGAGACAGACGGGAGAAAUUGCGCAGCUUCGAACUAUUCCAUAAGAAGAGGGCCAUCAAUGAGAGCAGCCUUGGUGCUAAUUCCAACUCUGUAGCUUCCUGCUUGAUGUGCAUUUUUGAUAUUUUGGGUACCAAACCCAAAGCUUAAAUUGUUUCAAAGCAACCCUUAAAGACGUAGUUUUUGUU
Pelobates fuscus (common spadefoot toad) is the source of this 864-nucleotide messenger RNA. RefSeq names its product cathelicidin-1-like. Gene Ontology annotation, cellular component: extracellular region. Gene Ontology annotation, biological process: antimicrobial humoral immune response mediated by antimicrobial peptide; innate immune response; defense response to Gram-negative bacterium. The coding region runs from base 242 to 826 and encodes 194 amino acids. Lineage: Eukaryota; Metazoa; Chordata; Amphibia; Anura; Pelobatidae. Gene Ontology annotation, molecular function: lipopolysaccharide binding. The record is from RefSeq and is a predicted model, not a curated record. The transcript is spliced from 4 exons.